This is a messenger RNA of Paramecium primaurelia, 8059 nucleotides long. NCBI's taxonomy places the organism in Eukaryota, Ciliophora, Oligohymenophorea, Peniculida, Parameciidae. The record is from the annotation of a GenBank genome assembly.
AUGCUAAAAAAGAUUACUUAUGGAUGUUAGAUUUCGUUGUCUUUAUGCAGUGAAAAUGAGUCCUACCUUUCAACUGAUUAACUUAAUGAUAAUUUAUUGGUUCAUAAGGUCACUCAUCAAAAUGAGAUUCUAAACAUUGAUAAAUGCAUUUUUAUGAUAAUACCUGUUCUCAAUCAUUUUUGGGUUGGUAAAUUAGUAGAGCUAGUUAAAAAUGACAUUGACAAAGAAAUCAAUAAAAAGGGUAGUGUAAUUGAGCAUGAUAGAAUCCACAAUUCAAUCUAGACAAUAGACUAUAAAAUCUUAUGAAAACAAUCUUGAUGAAGAGAUGAUGGCCAAUAUUUCAUGUUUCCAAAAACUACAGGACACUUCAUUACUUUUUGGAACAUCGACUUUUCAUUUGAUUCACAAAGACUCUCUUCGAUUUGUUAUGAUUAAUCAAGAAUCAGUUUAAUUGGUUGAAUUUCCAUCUGACUACACAGUAUUACAUUUCCAACCAGUUUAUUAAUAUCAGAAAUAGAUCUCUUGCAUUUUAGAUUAAGAAACUGUAACUCUUUGUGCUGCAAAAUCAAUAUAAAAUAGAAAAUGUUAUUUAAGAUUAAUUUCUAAAGAUUAAGCAGACUAAGUAUCCUCAACAUAAAAUAAUCCAACUUAUUUAAAAAUGAAUUUAUAUAGUAGUUUAUAAGAAAAUGAGGAUUUAUUAUAUGCAGGAGAUUUGAUUGCAAUAAAUCUAAGUGAAACAAAUGUACACCAUUUAUAAUAUUAUUUAAGUUAUUUUUAAAUGCCAAAUAACCAUAUGAUACAUUUCAUGAAAUAGCUGAAUACUAAAUAUAAAGAUUAUAAAAUUAAUUAACUUCAUUAACUCUUACUAAAAUAAUCUAUGAAGAUCUCAAAGUAACAUUUGAUGAUGUAAUUGAAAGAAUAGGUAUGAAGAGAAUUUAGAAACUAUAAAGUAGUUCAUAUUGGAAAAUAGAAAAAACAAAUGGAUAGGGAGGAUAAAUUUAAUUUUAUUAAUUAGUUAGAUUUAAACAUAAUUAAUCUUCUAGAUAUUUAGAAUUAUUGAAUGGUGAUCCUAUUUUAACAAAUUAAUUAAGUAAACUCUCAUUAUUUAUUUUAAUACCUAUUGAUGAAGGUUAAAAAUUAUUAAAAAAGGAUUCUUAUUUUAAAAUUUAACAUUAUUAAUCAGGUAUUUAUUUGGAAGAUUAAAAAAAUAAAUAAGAAAAUAGAAAUAUAAAUAUUUUAAGAUUAAGAAAGAUAGGAGAAUAUGAAGAUAAUGAAACUAAAUUACUUUAAUAUUCUGUUAAAAUAUUUAUAGAGGCUAUAGAAUUAUUAUAAGAUAUUAAUGAUUAAGAAAUAAAAUGUUCUGAAUUUGAUAUUAAAAAUAAAGAAGGUGAGAUUAGAUUAAAAAUUUAAUUUUAUUUUAUAUAUUAAAAAGUUAAGCAAAUAUUAAUUUAUGUUAGUGAUUUUUUAAUGAAUAAAUUAAUUUCUAAUUUAUCACCUAAUCAAAAAUAUAAUCAAAUCUCAUUUAUUAGAUAAGAUGUAAUAAUUAAAAUUUAAUUUAUUAUAGUCAUUUAGAUAAGAACCAUUAUUUCCUCUAAUUUGUUUAUUGUUUUAAAUGCUUAAACCAGAAUUGGUUGAUUAAAUUUCUUAAAAUGAUAAAGAUUAUUUUGAAAAAGAAGAAAAAUUCUAUUAAAUUACAAAAACAAUAAAUAGAGCUGAUAGAGAUGAAGGAAGAAUUAUGUAUUAUUAUACUUUAUAACUUAAAAUUCUCUAAGUAUAAUUAAUUGAAACAAUUAACAUUGUAUAUAAUUAUUAAUAUAUAUUAAUAGAUUUGUAAAGACAAUAUUGAAAAUUAGAAUUGUUUGUUUUAAUUUCUACCUAUACUUCAUAAACAUAUAAUACUAUAUCCUGAAUUUAUAACAAUUUUAAUUAAUCUUGUUUGUAAAAAUAGAUUUUUUCUAGAAGAUCUUUCUAAAAUUAGAAAAAGUAAUAUAUAUAUUUAUUUAAUUAAUAUUAGUUUCAUCCAAAAAACCUAAUAAAAAUAUAUUUAUUCUUGAAUGGUUGACAGAAAAAGUCUCUUUAAAUUCUAAUGCUAAAACUGAAAUCCCUUUUAGUCAAAAAACAGAAAUUUUACAUUUAUUAGCUACAUGUUGUUCAUUUGGAGUAGAAGCUAUAUUUGCAAAUUAAGAAAUGAUUUUUAAAACAUUGAUUAAUAAAAAAAAGAAUAUUACAUUAAUGAAAUGUAUAGUAGAUGAAGAAAAGAAUAUUAUUGUUACUUGUAAUGGUAAAAUGGGACCUGUUUCUAUUAGAUUUGAAGCAUAUUUUGAACAUACUCAUAAAAAUUCAAAUCCUCAUUUUUAAGAAGAACUUAAUUUCUUAAAGGCACAAUUCUUUUUAUAUUCUUAAUUAUGUUUAUAAAGAAAUUAUGAUUCAAUUAAAUAUUUUGGAGAUCAAUUUAGUGAUAAUUCACUUGUUCCUUUAUUAAAUAAUAAUAUAAUUGAUCCAGAAUUAAGAGCACAUUUAAUUGCUCUUUGUAAAAACAUUUACUUAGAUAGGGAUCCUUUAAUUUCUCAAGUAAAACCAACUCUUAUUAGAGUGAAUAUUAAUAAUAGUUAAACAUUUUUUGAUAAUAUGUUUUAUGAGGAUGAAGAUGGAAUUUUUGAUAAGGUAGAAUUAGAAACUAAAUCUUUAUAUUAUGUAAUAAUACAAUUUAAAGAGAUAUUAAGUUCUUAUUUAAAGUAAAUGGUUAACAAUCUUAAUGAAUAAUAACCAUUAAAAGUAUAUAAUCUACUUACUUUACAAAUUAUGAGAAUUUUAUUUAUGUUAUUACAAUUUGGAUGGUUUUCUAAAUAGAAUGAUGAAAUGACAAAAUAUAGAAUAGAUGAUUCUAAAGAGAUUGAAUUUGUAUUAGAAAGAUUAAUAUAACAAUUAUCAUUAUUACUUGAAUAUGAUUUUGAUUAUUAGAAGGCACAUUCAAAAUUAAAAUAAAAGAAUGUAAAUGAAAAAUUAGCAAAAAUUAUUUAAAUUUAAUCAUUAAAUUUUUUUAGAAAAAGAGAAAAGAAAAUAAUCAAUAAAAAUAGUAUUGAAACUAUUCGAGAUCCUCUUUUAAGAAAAUUAUAAAAUGUUAAGAGAGUUUUGAAUAGAUUUUAUAAUAAAACAUUUAGUGCAUAAACUAAUACUUCAGAUUAUGAAAUAGAAAUAAAGAUAGAGAUAUGUAAAAUAUUUUAAUAUCUUUUGGAUAUGAGAUUAGAUUUUAUGAUUGAUAAUGCAAUUGCUUUUUUCACUAAUAUAUUCUUACCUUCUGUUUCUAAGAAAUUCAUACAUUCUGAAAAAUAAUAAUUACAUGAUUCUGCUGAUAAUAAAUCUAAUCUAUAAAAUCAUACAGUAUAUUAUAAAAAGAAAUAUUUAACUUCAUUAUAAGGAUUAUUAAGAGAAGAUCUUCUAAAACCAGGAUAAAAAAAGUUUUAAUAAAGAUUAAUUAAGGAUUAUGUAUAAAUUAAUAGAAUUAGACAUUUUGAUAAAAUUAUUGAUAGACCAUUUAUAGAAGUAUUAUUGAAAGGAUUCUACUUUGCAAAUGAUCAUGUCUUAUAAAAUCAUAUUGUAGAAUUAAUUGAAAGAUUUUAAAAUUAAAGAUCUGAAUUUUGUAAUUACUUAAAAUAAAUAUAAAUAAUAAUGACAAAUAAUUUAUAGAUCAUUUAUAGAACUAUGUAUAUUUUAGUUUAAAAGUUAAAAAACAAUGUAUAGAAUUCUUAAAUUUGGUUACGUUUAGAUAUUCCAAUAGCAUUGAAUGAAAAGAAUGAGGAAACAAUUGAAAAAGUAUUAGAGAAAUUAGUUGAAAUAUAUACAAUAAUAUCUAAAAAUGAAGCAAAUGAGAAAUCAGUUAGAAAAAUAUUCUUAAAUUGUGGUGGUUAUUAAGUGGUUCAUUAAUUAAUAGUUAAAUGUUUAUCAGUAAUUGAUGUAAAUUUGGAUAUCUUUGAAUGUAGUUUUGAAUUAAUUGAUUAUGAUGAAUAAAAAUAAUAUUAAUAAGAAUUGGUUGAAAAAAUUCUAUCCAUUUUUUAAGCAUGUCUUAGAUUAAUAGGAUUAUCAGUCAGAAAUGAUUAAUAAAAUUAAGAGUAAUUUUAUAUAAUAUAUUAUAGAUUUGUACUUAUUAAAUUAGCAAGACCAUUAUUAAGAUAUAAUAUGGUGAAUUUAGGUUAAAUAGAAUUAAUAAAUGAAUUAUUUUCAAAUAAUCAAAAUUUAUUACCUUUAGUUAAUUCAAAUGAUUUAUAUUAGUUAUUAGAAUAUGUCAAACUUUAUGGAAAAUAUUAAUCAUUUAUAGAACUUUUUACAUCAAUAGUAAGAAAUAAAUAGUGUUAAUCUCUCUACAAAGAUAUUUAUUAGGCUUUAAUUUAAUGUGAAUCAAAAGACAUCAAUGUAUAUCUAAUUCAAUUAUAUUAUUCAGCCAUUUUAAGAAAAUUUUAAUUUUUAGAAGUUCUAUCCAAAUUAACCAAAUAUUGAGGAAUUUAGAUAGAGUUUCCUUAAAAUAAUUGAAGUUGUUUUAAUUCAUGAUGAUAGAGCAGCCUUAUCAGUAAAAAUGCUUGAAGUACUAGAUUUUACUGAUUUGACAUCAUAUUUUUUAGAAAAGACAUAGGAAAUGAGAAAUACUAAUUUAGAUUUAGAAUUAUAGGAUAGUAUAACAAAAGUAAUAUGUAUAAAAUUUUAUUAGAUUAAAUUUGUUAUUUGCAGAAUAAUAUUUACUUUAUCAAAGAAAAAGAAAAAGUUAUUGUUAAUUCAUGAAAAUUACUUUUUACAAAUUAUCAGUAUUGAAGCAUCAUGGCUUGAAUAAUAAGAUUAUUUAUAAGUUUCUGCUAAGAAUUAUAUUGUUGAAGCAUUAUUACCUUUAAUAAAUACCUAUAAUGAAUAUGCAAAUAAGAAAAAUUCAUUCAAAACAGAUAUAAUUUAAAUUAGAAGUUAUGCUUUAAGUGUUCUUAAACAAUAUUCUUAAUUAACUAAAAAUAGUGAUACUUAAACUAAAUAUUAAGUACAUAGAUUGAUAAAAGCUUUUGAUAUGAAACUUCCAGAUGAAAAAAGUGAAUCAGAUUCAGAUUAAGAAGGAUUGAUGAGUGAUAUAAAUGGAGAGACAUUUAAAACUGAAAAAUUUGAAGAAUAUUAAAUUACAGAAGGAAGUGAUGAAUCAGAUUAAGGAUGUAAUGAUUUAGAAUUAUGGGAAUUUUUUAAAAAAUUAUUUGAAAAUAAUCCAAAAAUAAAGGAAUGGACUGAAACUGAUUAAUUAGCAUAAUCAAUAUGGUAUGUAAGUGAUAUGUUUACAAAUGAUUUUUGGUAAGAUAAAGAAAAAAGAGAAUUAAUUCUAACAAAUGAUGAUAUACUCCAUAAGAUUUUAGCUUUUUUAUAAUUUUGGAAAUCAAAUAAAGCAUCUAAAUAAAGUGCUAUAUUUGCAAUAAAAUUGUUAAUAUAAAUAAUAAAAAUUGAUGGAAAUAGAAUUUAAAUACUUGAUUAAUUAGGAGGAACAAAAGUAAUUUUAACAUUAAUAUGGGAAGAGAAUGAAAGUGAAAAUGAUUACAUAAUUUAAUUAUUAAUUUUAAUUAAAGGACUCUUGAUUUGUAAGUAAGUUUAAAAAACAACCUUAACUUUUUUAAGUCUUGCUAUUUCAAGUGAUAAAUUCUUUUAGAAAAUGGAAAUGCUUUUGACAAUAGAAUAGGAUUAAAAAAUAUGUACUUUAGUUUUAGAAAUAAUGGAAUUGAUGUGUAAUGAUAAUAAUAAAGAAUUACAAAAUUUGAUUCGUUAUUAAAAGAAUAAUAAAAAGUCAUAUGAUCUUGUUUAAUAGACUAUUAACUAUUUAUGUUCUUUAGAUAUUAAAAAUAAUUAUGAGUAAUUAAUUUAAUGUUUAAAAACAUUAAAAUCUUAAGCAUAUGCAUGUAGGCCAAAUUAAACAUUAGUUGCUAAUUCUAAAUUUGUUGAAUUCUCUAUCAAAGUUUUAAAUGAUUCAUCAUUAAAAUCAUAAUUAGAUGAUAUUUAAAUUAAUUAAUUAAAACAUUAAUGUUUAAUUAUCCUAUUAGUAGUAGCUGAAAUUAAUACUAAAGAUGAUUAUAUUGUAUAUAAAUUAAAGAAAAUAGUACCUAAAACAGUUUUAAUAUAACAUUUUGUUAAUGUAUAUCAUUAAAUGAUAAAUUAUUUUGGUGAUGACAAUUAUUCUAAAUUAAUAUUUGAAAAUUAACCAAAUUUUAUAAUGGAAAGUGGAUUUAAUGCUUAUAUUUUAUAUGUCAUCCUAUCAGAACUUAAUUAUGUUGUUGAAGAUUUGGAAGAAUUUAAAAAAAAUGAAGAUGAAGGAUAAUUAGUCUAAGAUUUUUUAAGAGAUAAUAUUUUAAAUGAACUUUCAAGAUUAGGAUAAUCUUUGAUGAAACAUGGAUUAGAAUAAUUAAAUCAAAUAAAAUAAUAAUUUAGUGGAUAAGUUGAAGAAAAAAUGAAUAUAAUAAAAAAGCAUGAAAUGAUCCACAAAGCAUUUCAAUUUUAUAAAUUAAAUACAUUAUAAGUUGAAUUUGUAUUAGAUGAUGUACUUUACCUAACUUAUUUUCCUAAAUUGCCAUGUUUCUACUUAUUAAGAUAAGAAAUUAAAAAAAAAUUCUUAGAUCAAGCAGAUAGAACAAGUACUAAAACUAAAAUAAUCAGUCUCGUUAACUUUGUUGAUUCAGCCUAUAAAUUUAUGCUUCAUUAAGAAUCUCUAAGAGAUUACUUUAAAAACCAUAAAUUCUUAGAGAUUCUUGCUAGAAGAGGUAAAUUAUGGAUGUAACUUGCUUUCUAUAAUGGAUUCUUUAUAAAUUUAAUCAUAAUCUUAAGUUAUACUUAAUUAGCAUUUCCACCAGGAUAUAAACCAAAUGAUCCUGAUGUAAUUUAAUAUUAUAGAUUAAAUGAACCAAGAUUCUUAGAAGAUUAUAAUAACACAAAUACUAAAUAUUAUUUAAUGACAUUAGCAUAUUUAAAUCUUGCUAUAAAGUAAUAUAUUUAUAUUUAUAACUUUUAGUUUCAUGGUUUUGUUUUUUUAUCUCAUUGACAAAGCCCCUGUUAAAUUAUAAUUUGUUUGGAAUGCUUGGCAUGCUUCUUCAUUAAUUGGACACAUGAUUUCUGGUUUAAUAAAGGUGAUUAUCUCAAUCAUUGUUUUAGUCAUUGAUUUCGACAUCAUAUACUAUAUUCUUUAGAUAGCUUUUAAUAUAAUUGGAAUAACAAUUCAUCCAUUUUUUUUAGCAUUUCAUUUAAUACAUAUUCUAUAUUUGGAACCACUAAUACCAAUAUUAAAAGCUGUAUGGUUAGCUAAAUUUAAAUUUAUUGGAUUAUGGUUUACAAUUGUAUUAUUUGAAUAUUGGGUAGCCUUAAUAUCUUAUGUAUACUUUUUUGAAUUUUUUAUUACUGAUAAGAAUAAGAAUCUUUGCAAUCAUUUAUGGUAAUGUGUAUAUGUAACUUUUGAUUGGACAUUUAAAACAGAUGGAUCUGUUGGAGGUAGGUUUAUGGAAAAUAUAGGAGAAUAGGCUGAGGAAAUGUAUAUGAAUAAUCUCAAUAAUUAUUAUGGAAGAUUCUUUUAUGAUAAUAUCAUAAAUAUAAUCAUAAAACUAUGUAUCAUUAAUAUUCUUUUGGCUGUCAUUAUUAUUUCAUACUCAGAAUUGAGAUCAGUUCAAAAAUAAAAGGAGAAGGAUUAAAAUCAUAAAUGUUUCAUUUGUGGAAUUGAUAGAUUAGUAUUUGAUAAAACAAGUCAAAAUACAGGAUUUUGGCAUCAUAUUAAAGUUGAACACAAUAUUUGGAAUUAUUUAUUCUAUAUGUGCUAUUUAAGAAUGAAACAAUCAAAUUUUAAUAAUGGUGUUGAUAAUUAUAUUAGAGCAAAAUAAAUGGCUAGUGAUUAUUCCUGGUUUCCAAUUAGAAGAGCAAAAGCAUUAUCUGUUAAAUUGUAAAUGAUUGAAAGUGCCAAAUAAAAAGUAUAUUCUUAUAUUAUUAUAAGAAUACAUCUUCAAAGUCUAAACUAAUCUGUAUGCUACAUUCCUUAAGAAGACUAGUUUGGAUUCAUAAAUAAUUCUGA